GCAAAGUCUGCAGCCUGCCCUGCCCUGGUGUUGUCUGGACACUGGGUGCCUGGAGCUCCGGGUCAGGAACAUGGUAGGGGUGUGCCCGAGCUGAAGCAGUGUGGGCCACAGCUACUGUUGUCACUGUCCCCACCGUCUGGGUUCUGGGGCACCUUCAGAGCUGAGCCAUCCUCUUCCUCUGAGCAGUCACCGUCUGCGAACGGAUCGUCAGCUGGUGGGCUGCGCAUCUUAGCCUUGAGCCAGAGUGGCGGGGGCUCCACGGGGGCCGCCCGCAUGGACGCCAGGCGCCGGGCACCCAGCAGGCAGCUGCACCCCUCAGGGAUUACUGUACUGGCCCUCCUCUCUCUGCUCAGCUGCCAGCUCCCCUCCAGCCAGGCCAAGGUCUACAGUCGCUGCGAGCUGGCCAAAGUGCUGCACGACUUUGGUCUCAAUGGAUUCCGCGGCUAUGGCCUGUCUGACUGGGUCUGCCUCGCUUACUUUACCAGUGGUUUCAACACAGCCGCCGUGGACCACGAGGCGGAUGGAAGCACCAACAAUGGCAUCUUCCAGAUCAACAGCCGCAGGUGGUGCAAAAACAUUUCCCAGAAGGCCCUCAACUUGUGCCGCAUUUACUGCUCUGAUUUGCUGAACCCUAACCUCAAGGAUACUGUUCUCUGUGCCAUGAAGAUAACCCAGCAGCCCCUGGGGCUGGGUUACUGGGAGGCCUGGAGGCAUCACUGCCAGGGCAAGGACCUCAGUGACUGGGUGGACGGCUGUGAAUUCUAGGAGCUUCUCGGCCUGGAGCAGACCACGCACAGCAGGCUGGGCGAUGGGCGUGGGCUGGGACACGGGCUUGGGCAGACAGGCUGCCUAAUAAAGUGUAGUUUCGUGUGUCAGUGGGCUACAGCUCGCUGUGUGCCCAGUGGGA
Molecule: messenger RNA, 907 nt
Organism: Ochotona princeps (American pika)
Lineage: Eukaryota; Metazoa; Chordata; Mammalia; Lagomorpha; Ochotonidae
Gene: SPACA3
Product: sperm acrosome associated 3
Exons: 5
Coding region: 274-765 (163 amino acids)
Biological process (GO): fusion of sperm to egg plasma membrane involved in single fertilization
Cellular component (GO): sperm flagellum; acrosomal vesicle
Molecular function (GO): lysozyme activity
Source: RefSeq, a predicted model, not a curated record